Sus scrofa (pig) is the source of this 5030-nucleotide messenger RNA. It is a transcript of the gene MEAK7, whose product is annotated as MTOR associated protein, eak-7 homolog. Gene Ontology annotation, biological process: response to oxidative stress; TOR signaling. The record is from RefSeq and is a predicted model, not a curated record. Gene Ontology annotation, cellular component: nucleus. Lineage: Eukaryota; Metazoa; Chordata; Mammalia; Artiodactyla; Suidae.
CAUGCAGGCAUGUGCAUGACAGCUUCUAGAAUCUAGUGUGGAGCAGAUGUAAGCAGAGGGAAGAGCCGUUGGUGGCCAGAGGCCGGAGGGAUGCGGCCAGUCCGGGAGACGGGCAAGUUGGGAGGGCAGGACGGAAAUGGAUGAGGAAGAGUCUGAGGUUCAAGAUGAACCACAAGCCAGGACACGUUGGGUUUGUGGGCGCCUGGGCGGCGUCUUGCCUUCGGUGAGGAGAGCUGGUGCAGGUGGGGGGCUCGGACGGUUGGGUGCCGGGAGCAGUGGUUGGUCUCGGUCCCCAAGUUAUUUUUCUGUCGUCCUGCUGCGUUUGACCUGCCCCGUGUGUGGCCUUUCUGCCUUCCUGUCCCCACAGAGCCACGUGGGGGAAGCCCUGCCCCCAGAGAUGGUCACUAGACUGUUCGAGGGCAUGCGGAGGGCUGACCCGACCGGGAAGGCCACGGGGCCCAGCGCGCGCGUCUCCCAGGAGCAGUUCACGCUGUCCAUGUCCCACCUGCUCAGAGGCAGCUCUGAGGAGAAGAGUCUGGUGAUCCUGGCAAUGGCUGCUGCCACAGACGGCCCCGCGGAAGCCAGAGAGGUCCUAAGGUUUACAGAGGAUCUGGUUGGCUCUGUGGUGCAUGUGCUGCACUACAGGCAGGAGCUGAGAGGCUGGACUCAGAAGCAGGCCUCGGGCUCCCCGCCCAGGGUGCAGGCGCUGGCUGCUCAGCUGUUCUCCGAGCUGAAGCUUCAAGACGGUGAGAAGCCUCUGGGGCCCCAGCGGCUGGACUGCGACUGUGACCGCGCCGUGGUCGAGGCCUGGCUGUUCCGGGCCCCUCACGUGGCCACGUUUCUGAGCGUGGUCAUCCACCAAGGCUUUCGGCUCCUGCGCUCGUCCCUCGAUCUGGCCACCCUGCUCCCGGAGCGCCAGGUGGACCGAGGGCGGGAGUUUGCCAGCCUCCUGGACGUCCUCUCCGUCGCCUACAUCAACUCCCACCUGCCCCGGGAUCUGCGGCACCGCUGGCGCCUGCUCUUCGCGACCGCGCUCCACGGGCACAGCUUCGCCCAGCUCUGUGGGCGCAUCACCCAGCGGGGGCCCUGCGUGGUGCUGCUCGAGGACCAGGACGGCCACGUGUUCGGGGGGUUUGCCUCCUGCUCCUGGGAGGUCAAGCCUCAGUUUCAAGGGGACAGCAAGUGCUUCCUGUUUUCCAUCUGCCCCGCCAUGGCCGUGUACACCUGCACAGGCUACAAUGACCACUACAUGUACCUGAAUCACGGGCAGCAGACCAUCCCCAACGGGCUGGUAAGGACCUGGGCGGGGCAGGGCACGGCCCUGCAGGGCGAUGUCCAUCCGGAUGGAACCUACCUGGAUGUCCCGAUGUGCCGCCAGGCCCGCCCCCAAGCCUCAGGGAGCUGCGCGGUUGGUCCGUGCGCAUGCGUGUUCAGCUCGCCCUACCCCGGUCUCAGGCCCGAGCCGGCGCUGAGCGACCCCUGGGACAGAAUUUCUCUCCUGCAAAAACAGGGCUUUUGUUGGGGGCGUUUCCAGGGUUUGGGUGGAAAUGACCAGUCCGGCCAGUUUUUCUGGUCCUCAGAUGGUUGGUCUGUGGCCUUCGUGGCUGGAGAUGCUGGGGGCGGGGCCAGGCCAGAGCUGGGCUCCCGGACGCGUGGGGAGCUGACUGCACUGCGCUCCAGCCUGGACUCGGCCAUGGGGAGAAGAGGCCGAGGGUGAAGGCCGAGGGCGGCAGAGGGAGUGGGGCUGGGGGCGCAGGGCUGCGUGAGGAGCUGGGGGCGCGAGGGCAUGCUUGGUUUGGGUGAGAAAUGCGGCUCCUGGCAGCACCGGCCUGGUCCUGUACUUCGCCUCUGAAUGGAGAGCACGUCUUGGGGAACCGCAGCUCCGAACUAGCAGAGCCGGGGAUCCAGAAGGCGGACCCACCUUUUGAGCAUGGAGAGAGCCCUUGCUCCUUCCCAGGACCAUUGCUGCUCCCCUGGGGCUGCCUGAUGCGCCUUUUCCUUCCAGAAAGAGCAGGUGGGGGAAGAUGGGGCGAGGGCCUCAGAAGCUGCACCCAGUGGGUCCCCAGUGGUGGUCAUCUGCCAGUGGGGAGAAGCAGCCCUGAGGUUGCCUGAAUUUCCUGCCCUGGUGUCUGGGUCAGUGUUAGCUCCAGGCCCCCUGGGGCCUCAGGGAGAGGCGGUGGUGGAGGUGGCACCCAGAGGAAGCCACCGGAGAGGUUGAACAGCAGGUCUGUGCCCACCGGCCACUAGCUUAGAGCCGGUGGCGUGCCAGGUGGCUCCCAGCUUCCCCAGGGCUGCUUCCUCCCCUUCCUCCUGGUAUCAAGUGAGUGACAUCCUGGCUCCUGGGUCCUCCAGGUCUGGGUGAAGGUCAGCAUCCCCGUCUGGGGGCCGGACGUAGGUUCCCAGCGUCAAGUGCUGACCUCCCCUUAUUUUCCUCGCUGGGGUCUCUGGGCCUGACGGUCUUUAUUUUUUCGUCCUGUCACUAGCACUUCCUGCCAGUUCAGCCCCCUGAGAGAGACAUGGGUGGGAGUCGUCAGGCCACCUUGAUGGGUGUUCUAGUAACUUAUAACGUGAUACUUAAAUUGCACCAAUUUGUAUAUGCCACAGUUUAAAAAAAAAGGGAGUUCCCACUAUGGCACAGUGGGUUAAUGAUCCAGCUUGUCUCUGUGGAGGCACCAGUUCCAUCUCCCAGCGAGAUCUGGUGUUGCUGCUCCAGCUCGAAUGGAAUCUCUGGCCCGGGAACUCCCUAUGCCACAGGGGCGCCAAAAAAGGAAAGAAAAAAAAAAGAUAGAAAAUUGCAUUCCUUUCUCAGCCUUUGUCUCUGGCAACAUGGAGUUGGGGGGCCCGGGGGUGUCCAGUGCUCCAGACAGAGGAGAUGCAGGUGUCCUUCCCUCUACAGGGCAUGGGCGGGCAGCACAAUUACUUUGGGCUGUGGGUUGAUGUCGAUUUCGGGAAAGGACACAGCAAGGCCAAGCCCACGUGCACCACAUACAGCAGCCCCCAGCUGUCGGCCCAGGAGGACUUCCGGUUCGAGAAGAUGGAGGUGUGGGCGGUGGGCGACCCCUCGGUGACACAGCCGGUGAGUGCGGGGGUGUUUGUCCACUUUCUCAGCCUGGUCCCUUUCCUCGUGCAUCUGGAGAUGCUUAUUCAAGGUUGGUUUCCAGCAGCUGUGGCUGGCCAGAGAGGUGCCACUGGGUACCCAGCAUAGCCUGAGGCCUUUGGGAUCUGGGGGGGGUCUAGUAGGAAGACCCACGUGGGUGGGGCUCCUCCGCCAGAUGCGGAGGGUCUGGGCCCCUCCUGGUUCCGGGGUAUUGGACCCCCCUGCACCCCAUACUUCCCGACAAUGGCAUCCCAGGGUAGAGGGGACACUGUGGGGGAGGGAAGAGCCCCCACCAAGUUCUCCGUGUGGCCACAGUAGGAUCUAAUUCCACUCUGAUAAACUGGACACCAGCAGGACGUCACUGCUUGGUUUUGGUCCCCAGACGCACCCACUCUUCCCUCCUUCUCAAGGCCAAGAGCAGCAAGAGCAUUCUGGAUGGGGACCCCGAGGCCCAGAUCCUGCUUGAGGCCAGCGGGCGGAGUCGCCACAGCGAGGGGCUCCGGGCGGUGCCUGAGGACGACUGAGGAGAAGGCCCCAGGGCAGGCCCUCCUGCAGCGGGGUCCAGGCUCCCGACAGAGAGCCACCCGCAGACCCUCCCCCAUCCCGCGUGGGCUCCCCUGCGGUACAGAGCGUGCUGGUCGCGGCCAGGUGGUCCUGGAGGUGCCUCAUCGGAAGAGAGUAAAAGUCCUCUGGGGCCAUGACGGCCGUUGGUGGGUGCAUCUCCCCCCGAAACCCUCAGGGUCAGAUUGGCAGCUUGAUUCUUACCCUCGGCUCUGCGGAUGAGCCCUGCAGAUGCCUGAGACUUUGCACGCCUCUGGCAGUAAUUAAAUCCUGUGUUGAGGAUUGGCGUUCUUGCUGUGGGGGAGCGAGAUCCACUCGCUGGGGGGCCCUUGGCUCCUGCUCAGGCCUCCCAGUUAAAAGCCUUGGUGUUCCAUUUCCACUGGUAAGGGGAGGCGGUGUUUGGCUGUGAAUCGUGAGGCUUUGGGGAACAGCUUCCUAUGUCCUGGAAUUUCUUUCAAAGAGGUGUUAACAGCGUAUUAAUGGGCGAAAAAGCCAAAGACUUUGGAGGUAGCGGGGACACGGUCUCCCCUAAGGUUCCACGUCUGCUUUUCUCAGCUGUUUGUAAGAGCAUCUGUGCUGUGAGCCAGUGGGGAGCCAGGAGGUCUGUGGAGCAGCGAUGGUGUGGUUUUCUUACUGAUGAAACGUGGGGCCGUUCGGGGCCGUGAAGCUCAGAGUCCUGCUAAGACAUGUCCCGCCUGCCAGUGGAUGGACCAGCCUGGGCUCCUGACCUCCUAGGGUCACCCCCAUGCUGCUCCCCAAGGGCAGGGUGGGUCGUCUUGACAGCGUGGACUUGCUUUAAACGGACGGCAGUGAUCUGGAGACGCUGCGAGGACAGCGGCGGGCCGGGCCUCGGGCAGCACCACUGACCCGCGUCCAGCCCCUCGGAGGGGCCCGAGCAACGUCCAGAGACCCUGAGAAUCCUGGCAGGGCGCAGGGGGCUCAGCUCUUCUGUAGAUUUGACGAAAAUGCUGCCUGUUUGUAGUCUGUGCCCGGAUUUAUAAGCCAUAGGAAACGGAGCUGUUUGCAUCUUGCAGCUUCUGCAUUCUUUUUACCAGGGGGCUUAUCAAACUCUACGCUUAGCCCUGAGCACAAGGCCUUGAAACGAGCCUUCAGAAGAGGGGCGUGCGCUCAGAGCGUGCAUGACACGCGCACAUGGUCCUGAUUGAUUUUCCUUAUAAAAAAAAGAAGGAAAUAAUAGCUUUAAUAGCUUCUCAGGUACUUUAUGACCGACGGCCUGACUGAUGGGAAGCAGAGAGAGGCUCUUAGGAUCUACAGGUACCCUUGCCAGAAUCUGAAGAAUCAGGCCCUGAGUCUUCUGUUUGUUACGGGUUUUUUAAAGAAUAAAAAUGCAAUGAAAUACCUCACUCAUAAA